UUGUUUGUUUGAUUGUGUGUGUGUUUAAGCAAGUUUUAUUGAAGAACAACUUUUCUUUUCUGGUUGAGAAUCGUCAUUCUAACCAGUUUUUCAUUUCAAUCAUUUCAUUUCAAUCAGUUAAGCGAAUCGAGUUUUUUUUCCUCUGGUUAUAUAACGCAAUCAUCAAUGAUUGUGUGGUCAAUUUGAUGCAGCAUUUUUGAUCAAAUUAAUCAUCAUCAUCUAAUUAUGCCAUCAUCAACAGCAUCAUCGAUCACAAUACCGAAUGGUGGACAGCUAGCUACCGAUUUAAAUAAUAAUAAUAAAAAUGAAUUGAAUUCAAAUGUUAAAAAUGUAAAAAUUUCUAUUGAUUCAACAACGAAUGAUAAUAAUCAUCAUUAUGAUGAUAAUGAAGAUAAUAAACAAAUUGAUAAAAAUAUUGAACAAUAUUGUUCGAUUCCAGGUGAACCAAAAGAAACGAUUGAAUUAGAUCAAUCAAUAGCUAAUAUUAUUAAUCAACAGAAUGAUUUGAAUGAAAAAAUUAUAACAAUGAAAGAAUAUCCACCAUGUCCCGGUAAACUUGAUUAUAUACCUGGUCCAAAACGUAUUGCUAAAAAUCGUUGGGAAAAAUUUUGGCAUACUACAUGUCGAUUGAAAUGGAAUAAUAUAUUCUAUUUGAGUGCAUUACAUAUUACCUGUAUAUUUGCUUGUUAUCAUGCAGCUGUUUAUCCGGUAAAAUUUUGGACAGCCGCAUCAGCCAUUACAUUGGGCUAUUUAACCGGUAUGGGUAUGUCGGUCGGUGCACAUAGAUAUUGGGCACAUCGAUCAUUCAAAGCAAAACCAAUAUUACGUCUCGGGCUGAUGUUGUUACAAACUAUGACAAUGAAUGGUACUAUUUUUUCAUAUGCACGUGAUCAUCGUAAUCAUCAUAAAUAUUCGGAUACUGAAGCUGAUCCAAAAAAUCCGGCUAAAGGAUUAUUUCAUGCUCAUGUUGGCUGGUGGUUAUGGAAAAAAUCACCCGUUGUAAUUGCAAUGGGUAAAAAAUUUGAUGUUUCCGAUCUUUGGAAUGAUCCAUUGAUUCGUUUUCAACAUCGAUUUUAUGUACCAUUGUUUAUUGUGCUUAAUAUCAUAUUACCGACUAUAGUACCUUGGAUUUUAUGGAAUGAAAAUCUUUUAACCGCUUUCUAUGUGAUUGUUAUCAUUCGUACAACAGUUGUAUUGCAUUUAUUGUUUUGUGUUAAUUCGGUUGCACAUCAUUAUGGUUAUCGGCCAUAUGAUUUUCGUAUUCGUCCAGCUGAUAAUCGUAUCAUAAAUUAUCUAUCGAUGGGUGAAGGUAAUCAUAAUUAUCAUCAUGUUUUCCCAUAUGAUUAUCGUUCAAAUGAAAAAGAAUAUUGGGAAUAUUUUGAUCCAAUCAGUCAUUUUAUACAUAUUACACAAAUAAUUGGCCUAACAUAUGAUUGUAAAAAAGCAUCACCACGUGUUGUAAUGGGUAUUGUACGUCGUAAAGGAAUACCAGCAUAUUUUGAUCAUCCACGGUCAUUAACAUUUCGAAUAUUGAAUGCCUGUUUUGAUUGGGUUGCUGGUUCGAUUGUAACAUUAUGGUUUCUUUAUCCAUUUCUUAUCUAUAAAUAUUUUACCGAUAGAGAAAUUUUCAUUUAUCGUUGGGAAACAUGAUUAUCAUCAUUUUUUUCAUUAUUUUUUUCAAUUACAUUUAUUUAAAGAUAUUGCAACAACAAUCACCAUUCACUCAACAUAAAUCCUAUAGAAUC
Messenger RNA from Dermatophagoides pteronyssinus (European house dust mite), 1745 nucleotides. Its product is annotated as acyl-CoA desaturase 1-like. Gene Ontology annotation, cellular component: endoplasmic reticulum membrane. Gene Ontology annotation, biological process: unsaturated fatty acid biosynthetic process. The record is from RefSeq and is a predicted model, not a curated record. NCBI's taxonomy places the organism in Eukaryota, Metazoa, Arthropoda, Arachnida, Sarcoptiformes, Pyroglyphidae. Gene Ontology annotation, molecular function: stearoyl-CoA 9-desaturase activity; iron ion binding.